Molecule: messenger RNA, 1711 nt
Organism: Phyllopteryx taeniolatus (common seadragon)
Lineage: Eukaryota; Metazoa; Chordata; Actinopteri; Syngnathiformes; Syngnathidae
Gene: snf8
Product: SNF8 subunit of ESCRT-II
Exons: 8
Coding region: 328-1104 (258 amino acids)
Biological process (GO): protein transport to vacuole involved in ubiquitin-dependent protein catabolic process via the multivesicular body sorting pathway
Cellular component (GO): ESCRT II complex
Source: RefSeq, a predicted model, not a curated record
AAAAAAAUGUCGAUUUUAUCCACCAAACAAUCAAAAUGGAAACGAUCGCAAGGAAGUAGCUCAAUCCUCUCCAACUCAAAGCGACUUCUCCACAGCACUUGUACUUGAAAUACAUCAGUAAGAUGAAUCCGUGAGAGCUACGGAUUUUAAAUGAUUGCGUACCUCAGUGAAAAUUGAGAGAAUUGCUGAGUUACAGUAACGUAAAUACAGCUGGUGUUGUUUAGCUUCCUCCGUAAUGUCCAAAGCUGUCAUAAUUUUUGGACAAUAACACCGUCUCUUAUCUUCAUUUUCAUUGUUUAAAAAAAAAUUUUCAAAUAAAAAAUCAGAAUGCACCGGAGAGGCGUCGGUGCGGGUGCCAUCGCCAAAAAGAAGCUAGCAGAGGCCAAAUAUAAAGAGAGAGGAACUGUUCUCGCAGAGGAUCAGAUAGUUCAGAUGUCCAAGCAGCUGGACACAUUCAAGUCCAACCUGGAGGAGUUCGCCAGCAAGCACAAACAGGAAAUCCGCAAGAGUUCUCAGUUCCGCGUCCAGUUUCAGGAGAUGUGCGCCACCAUUGGAGUUGACCCACUUGCCUCUGGCAAAGGAUUUUGGUCAGAGAUGCUCGGCGUGGGCGACUUCUACUAUGAGCUCGGCGUGCAGAUUAUUGAGGUUUGCUUGGCCCUCAAGCACAGAAACGGAGGACUCAUCACUUUGGAUGAACUCCAUCUCAGGGUGCUCAAGGGACGUGGUAAAUACGCUCAGGAUGUCAGCCAGGAUGAUUUGGUGCGAGCCAUCAAGAAACUCAAAGUCAUGGGCAACGGUUUCGGGAUGAUUCCGGUGGGCGGCUCCUACUUGGUGCAAUCCGUCCCAGCGGAGCUCAACAUGGACCACACAGUGGUCCUGCAGCUGGCUGAGAAGAAGGGCUACGUGACGGUGAGUGAGAUAAAGAACAGUCUCAAGUGGGAAAAGGAGCGAGCGAGUCACGUCCUGGACCACCUACUGAAGGAGGGCCUGGCCUGGCUGGACUCUCAAGCAUCAGACGAGCCGCAGUACUGGCUGCCCGCCCUCUUCUCCGAGCUCACCUCCCGUGAUGUCACGCCCGAGGAGGCCAAUCAGAUGAGCCCAUGACCGGACGGAACCUGUUAGCCCAUAUUGUGCCAUCACCAGGUGGCGAGUUUACGUUUAAGGACAAUUGUGACUACAAAAUAUGUCAGUGCAGUAAACUCCGGUUUAUUGCGGCGGAUACGUUCGACACAUAUAAUUGGUGAAAAAUCGGCAAUAUAGAGAGACCAUAUAAAAAAAAAUGUUUAUAUGGUCUCUCUCUUAUUUGGACACCAAAAUGUUCAACCAAACCAUAUAUUAAUUCUCUGCUCUGUGGGAACAACGGCUAUUACUAGAGCUUAACUGGGGACCUUCUCUGCCUUUUCUUGCUCUUAAUUAUGCUGCUUCUCCUCCAUUACACCUCUGUGCUGGCCGCCCUAUUGUGUCAAAACGUGGUACGACACUGAAGGCUCACUACACAAAGUUUGGACUCGCUUGUAUAUUGUAAAAAACUAAUGAUGAUGAUGAUGAUAAUAAAAAACAAAGCGAUUGCCUAAAUAGCUCUAAUGUAACAAGGGAACACUGUAAUGGCUUCAUAUCGAUGUCAACGUGAUCAAGAAAAAUAAGCCUUUUUUUUAUUUCAGCGGACAGUUUGUCUAAAAAUUUCCUAAUCAAUUAAAAUACAUUAAGACAG